Messenger RNA from Prorocentrum cordatum, 2055 nucleotides. NCBI's taxonomy places the organism in Eukaryota, Dinophyceae, Prorocentrales, Prorocentraceae. The record is from the annotation of a GenBank genome assembly.
AUGGCGGCUGGGGUUUCCAUUGGCCUCCUCGAUCGUGCCAUCGCUGACGCGCGGCACUUCGUCGGCGCUCUUGAGCCGCAGGCUACUUUCACGGUGAGGUUCGUGAGCCAAGACAAGAAGACGGGCCAUAAGUUACAACUGCCUGGCCUCACCCACAGAUCCCACGCGGGGGUGCUCCACUUGUUCGUCAGGCCCCACGGGGGGAACAUCAUCAUGCUCGACGCUGACGUGUCCGUCCUGCCCGAUGGCCACGCGGAGUGCUUGGCGAUGGCACCUGUGGUCGUUGUGGCCACCAGCGGAUGGGAAUGCUCAAACCGUCAGCAUUGGCACGCCAUGGACCCUGCGGGGCUGCGGGGCGGGGAAGGCCGCAACGUCACACUCACCUUGCAGCGCCUGUUGGGCACAGAUCCCAAUCCCACUGCGGAAGAACAGUUGGGUCGCAUGCCGGGGCCCCUUAACGCCAAGCCGCAUAUGCUAUGCACGGCGCAGCUUGUGACCGCGUCGCGAAGUUGCUUCAACGCCGCCCGUUUCUACUCCCUGACCGCCAGGCACACGCCGCGCCUGACCGUCGACGCAGCGGGCGACGUGUCGGCGCAGAUACCUCGCGCACCUGCCCAGUACAAGGCGCCAUCUGUGGCCCGCGGCGCCAGCAGCUUGGACUGGAAAGCGCGCUGCGAGUUCUGGGAACUGCCCCCGCACGCUUCCCUGCAAGAUUGCAUCGCGGCCGUGCAUUGGCGCAAAACUACAGCGUGGGAACCUUACAGGGAGACGGCCGCUAAGAAGGCCAGGGACAGGGUGCUCCGAAGAAACCCCGCCGCAGACACAUCCCCGCCGCCGCCCGCGGCCGCGCCGCAGCCUGACGCUCGCCGCCCGCCUCCGCCGCCAAGUGCGCCGCCGAUGCUCGUCGCCCACGCGCAAACUGCCGAACCUUCUUCGGGUUCCGGCGACGCGCAGGCGCCAAGCGGGGCCGCGCCGCCUGCGCAGCCACCAGCCCCGCCCAGGCCGUCGGGGCACGCCCCGGGCGCUGCGGAGCCAGCGCCUGCUACGCCGCCGGUAUCUGCAGCCCGCGCGCUCGCGGCCGAGCAAGGCCGCCUUUGGCCCGCGGCGUCCUUCCGUCGUUUCUCGGGCGAUGCGGGGCGCAUCGACUCGCCCCCUUCCCCCGUUGCAGAGGCCUCGAGCAACGGCCCGCCACGGUCAGGCAAGGCCGUGUCCGAGGGCGGGGCGCCCCCCGACGAUGCUGGCGCGUCGCCCCGCCGCCCUCCGCCCCCGCAGCCCGCGGGAGGAGACGGCGCGAGCGGCGACGGCGCCGAGCUGGAGUGCGCCAGAGGAGCGUUCACGUGCGGGGGCUGCGGAGAGCAUUUGGCCAAGGCGAGUUUCUCCAAGACCCAGCUCAAGUACGGCGGCGACAAGCGGUGCGUGGAUUGCGCUCGAAAGGCACGCCCUGGGGAGGGCGUCUGCAGUGGCCAUCGCCCGAGAAAGCUCAAGCAGUGUUCGUCUUGCCGCGCCGAGUUGGGGAAGGCAUCUUUUGCCGGAUCCCUGUGGCUCUCAGCGGAUUACGAGUCCCGCAUCUGCAAGGGGCGCGCUGCGAAGCCAGGCCCGCCCCCAGUGCCUGCAGACAAAGUCGACGAGGACAUGUUUGAGUCUCGGCCAGAGGCUCUACGAUUCAUCCUCACCUCGGCAAGCGCGCCCCCUUCUGAUGACAUCCGCGCCAGCAACGCCGCGCGGACCUUGCACGGCCGCUCUCAGAUAACCAGCAUCGAGGUCGACGGGGGCCUGGCGGUGGAAGAGAAGCUUGAGCUACUCAAGAAAGCGCGCGAUGAGGACCUUCAGCACAGCGGUGGGGCCGAUGGACUGCGCCGGGCCCUUGUCGAUGCUAUGGGGGGCUGGGCGCACCUCGACCUGGGCGCUACCUUCUACGCGACGAGAUGCGUUACGCGUCGCCGAAGCACCUCUCGCGGAGCCUGCGUCGCAGACGCGCCGCUCCAACACCUUUCUGGGGAAUUGGAGGCGCUGAAUGUCGUCGGGCUCGAUUUGAAGGCCCUGCCAUUCACGCGC